AUGCGAUUCUACGAAAAGCCGUUGCCGGACACUGACGAAAUCGUCAUGUGUCAGGUGCGGCAGAUUGCCGAAAUGGGUGCAUACGUAAACUUACUAGAGUAUGACAAUGCGGAGGGCAUGAUUCUGCUCUCAGAACUUAGUCGGCGACGUAUUCGCAGUAUUCAGAAACUGAUUCGUGUGGGCCGCAAUGAGGUCGUUGUUGUCUUGCGUGUCGACAAAGAGAAAGGCUACAUUGACCUGUCCAAGCGCCGUGUCUCGCCGGAAGACGUGAUCAAGUGCGAGGAACGUUACAGCAAGUCCCGCGCUGUCAACAGUAUCGUGACACAUGUGGCUCACAAGCUUGACUACCCCUUGGAGCAACUGUAUGAGAAAGUCGUUUGGCCAUUGGACCGCACGUAUGGCCAUUCAUACGAUGCAUUCAAGCUGUCAGUGACAGAGUCUGGCAAGGUGUUUGAAGGUAUCGAGAUCGAAGAACACGCGCUCCGCGAGCUGCAAGCAAACAUUGCUCGUCGAUUGACGCCACAGCCUGUUAAAAUCCGUGCCGAUGUCGAAGUGUCUUGCUUCGGAUACGAGGGCAUUGACGCUGUGAAGCAGGCUCUCAGGGCUGGCGAGGCAGUGUCCACCGAAGCGAUCCCCAUCAAAAUCAAACUAGUCGCACCCCCUCUUUAUGUGCUGGUGACCCAUUCAACUGACAAAGCUGGCGGUAUCGCUCUCAUGGAACAUGCCUUGGAAAAGAUCACUGAAACCAUCGAGAAGAGCGACGGCAAAAUCAAUAUCAAGAUGAAGCCCAAGGCUGUCUCUGCUGUCGAAGAUGAAGAGCUUGCUCAGCUCAUGGCCCGCGUCGAGCGCGAAAAUACCGAAGUUCAAGGUGACGAUGACUCGGGCGAUGACGAAUAA
Messenger RNA from Malassezia globosa CBS 7966, 897 nucleotides. RefSeq lists its product as uncharacterized. Gene Ontology annotation, cellular component: eukaryotic 48S preinitiation complex; eukaryotic translation initiation factor 2 complex. The transcript has 2 exons. Lineage: Eukaryota; Fungi; Basidiomycota; Malasseziomycetes; Malasseziales; Malasseziaceae. Gene Ontology annotation, biological process: translational initiation. Gene Ontology annotation, molecular function: RNA binding; ribosome binding; translation initiation factor activity. The record is from RefSeq and is a predicted model, not a curated record. The coding region runs from base 1 to 897 and encodes 298 amino acids.